This is a messenger RNA of Lathyrus oleraceus (garden pea), 573 nucleotides long. RefSeq lists its product as uncharacterized. The record is from RefSeq and is a predicted model, not a curated record. Lineage: Eukaryota; Viridiplantae; Streptophyta; Magnoliopsida; Fabales; Fabaceae. The transcript has a single exon. Bases 1 to 573 code for a protein of 190 amino acids.
AUGGAUUGCUCUAAAGCACAAAAAUUGCGAUUCGGUAUGCAUAUGUUAACUGAGGAAGCUGAUGACUGGUGGAUUAACACUCCUCAGGUGUCGGAUAUUAUAGCUAAAGUUGUAACUUGGGCUGUGUUCCGUCAGGAAUUUUUGAGAAAGUACUUUCCUGAGGAUGUUUGUGGGAAGAAGGAGAUUGAGUUUAUGGAGCUAAAGCAGGGUAACUUGUCCGUUACUGAGUAUGCUGCCAGAUUUGUGGAACUUGCUAAGUUUUACCCUAUUUACAGUGACGCGACUGCUGAAUUCUCAAAGUUUAUCAAAUUCAAUAAUGGUUUGCGUCCUAAGAUUAAGCAAGUGAUUGGAUACCAACAGACCAGGAGGUUUCUAGAGUUGGUGAACAAUUGUAGAAUUUAUGAGGAUGAUAGUAAGGCUCAGUCGGCUCACUACAAGGGGUUGAGUGAGAGAAGAGGAAAGCAUAAUCUGAACUAUGGGAAGCUAUAUAGUUCCUCACCUGAUAAAGGUAAACAAAGAGUUGCUGAUGGUAAGAGGCCAAGUGGGGGAGGUUCUCCUACUCCUCUUAAGUGA